CCAAAAUAAAUACUCUUCUAAACCCUCUGAUCUGCUCCAAAGUCAUCUUCUUCAUCCUUCCAAUAUCAACACUAUAAGUCUAUAACCGUCAUUGUUUCUGAGAAAAAAGCUUCAUUCAUUUCCCUAGCUACAAAAACAAAAGAAAACAAAAAUCAUUUCUAAAGCAUGGCCGAAGAGCAACACCUCCUGUCGACGGAGAUCGUGAACCGCGGCAUCCAGUCGUCGGGGCCGGAUGCCGGGUCGAUGACGUUCUCCGUGAGGGUCCGCCGACGGCUGCCGGACUUCGUGCAGUCGGUGAACCUGAAGUACGUGAAAUUGGGGUACCAUUAUCUGAUCAGCCACGGGGUAUACUUGGCCACCGUGCCGCUGCUUCUGGCGGUGUUCGGCGCCGAGGUUGGGAGCCUUAGCAGGGCGGAGAUGUGGCAGAAGCUUUGGGAUAGCACUGCUAAAUAUGAUUUGGCCACCGUCUUGUCUUUUCUGGUGCUUGUUGUGUUUACCCUCUCAGUUUACUUCAUGUCCAAGCCUAGACCUAUUUAUCUCCUUGAUUUUGCAUGCUUCAAACCUAGUGAUGAUCUCAAGGUAACAAAGGAGCAAUUCAUUGAUUUAGUCCGAAAGUCGGGGAAAUUCGACGAAGAAAGCCUGGAAUUUCAGAAGAGGAUAUUAGAAUCUUCCGGCAUCGGAGACGAAACGUACGUGCCGAAGUCGAUCGGGUCACCGGAAAACACCGCCACCAUGAAGUUAGGGCGGGAGGAGGCGGCGACGGUGAUGUUCGGAGCAAUCGACGAGGUGUUCGAGAAAACCCGAGUCCGCCCAAAAGACGUGGGAGUUCUGGUGGUGAACUGCAGCAUAUUCAACCCGACACCCUCGCUGUCGGCUAUGAUCAUAAACCACUACAAGAUGCGAGGGAACAUCCUGAGUUUCAACCUGGGAGGGAUGGGGUGUAGUGCUGGGGUGAUAGCGCUUGACUUGGCCCGUGACAUGCUCCAAGCUAACCCUAAUAACUAUGCGUUGGUGGUUAGCACUGAAAUGGUUGGGUUCAAUUGGUACCCCGGCAAGGAACGCUCAAUGCUCAUCCCUAAUUGCUACUUCCGCAUGGGUUGCUCCGCCCUCCUCCUCUCCAAUCGCCGCCGUGACUACCGCCGCGCUAAGUACCAGCUCGAGCACAUUGUCCGGACUCACAAAGGCGCCGAUGAUCGUGCUUUCAGGUCCAUCUACCAAGAAGAAGAUCAAGAACGCCACAAGGGGCUAAAGAUAAGCAAAGACUUGAUUCAAAUAGGAGGAGAUGCACUGAAGACCAACAUCACCACACUAGGCCCUCUAGUCCUCCCAUUCUCCGAGCAGCUCUUCUUCUUCGCAAACCUAAUUUGGACCCACAUUUUCCCCUCCAAGAAAGCGCCCAACAAGCCCUACAUCCCCGACUACAAGCUAGCAUUCGACCACUUCUGCGUCCACCCCGCCGGCAAGGCCGUCCUGGACGAGCUCCAGCGCAACCUGGGGUUGAGCGACCACAACAUGGAGGCGUCCCGGGCGGCUCUGCACCGCUUCGGGAACAAUUCUAGCAGCAGCAUAUGGUACGAGCUGGCGUAUCUGGAGGCCAAGGGGAGAGUGAAAGGAGGCCAUCGCGUUUGGCAAAUUGCCUUCGGGUCAGGUUUCAAGUGCAACAGUGCUGUUUGGAAGGCGAUGAGGCGUGUUGGGACCCAAGGGGGGAAUCCUUGGCUCGAUUGCGUUGAUAGAUACCCUCAGGCUCUCUACUCCCCUUAGAAAGCUAUUCAUGGUAGCAAAUUAUAACGUCGUCAACCUUUCAACAUGGAAUUGAAGUGGAAGCUAGGCUUCAUCUUGAAAUUUAUAAUUUAUAAUAAUAAUAAUGGUUACAAGUACAUUGCAAUUUCUAUAAUUUCGUGUGUAAUAGUAUUACAUGUUUAGUGAAAUUGUAUUAUUGCUCAUCAUAUAAAAUUUACUUGUGAUAUUGUUACGUAUUA
Messenger RNA from Ipomoea triloba (trilobed morning glory), 1979 nucleotides. Its product is annotated as 3-ketoacyl-CoA synthase 10-like. The transcript has 3 exons. The coding region runs from base 166 to 1761 and encodes 531 amino acids. Lineage: Eukaryota; Viridiplantae; Streptophyta; Magnoliopsida; Solanales; Convolvulaceae. Gene Ontology annotation, cellular component: membrane. Gene Ontology annotation, molecular function: acyltransferase activity, transferring groups other than amino-acyl groups. Gene Ontology annotation, biological process: fatty acid biosynthetic process. The record is from RefSeq and is a predicted model, not a curated record.